AUGAAGAGUAUUAAUUAUUUAUUAUUAUUUAUUCUUCUGAAUAAAUAUAUUGAAUCCGGAAAAAUAGAACGUGCUUAUGUACUGGUAGAAAAUGCACGAAGUAGUCGACUUGAAAUAAAUGGAUAUACAAUAUUUGAUUCAAAAGAAAAACAAAACUUAUAUCGUUUAACAGCAUCCAGAAGUGACAUCGAUACUGUUAUACUUUUUGAUUAUUCUCACAAUAAAAUGACUGCUAAUCUUGAAGGUCUAUGGAUGUUUGAUCCAUUUAAUGUUACAUAUUCUAUUUAUGAUUCCAAAUUAAAUAAAUGGAUGGAUGGAACUUUACGAAGAACUGUUCAUUGGUUUUCUGUUGAUUAUACUACUGAGUAUAAUAAUGAACAAGUGAUUGGAAAUCGAAAAAAUAAGACGCCAAAAGGAAAAAUUUAUCUUAAAAAGAAAAAUGAAUUAUUAGCUAAAUUUCGAGCUCGUUCUCAACGAGGCUCCGAACAACCUAUUAAAUAUGAUUUGGAAAUCUAUUCGAAUAAGGUACCUGAUGCUCUUCAUUUUCUCUUAUUAUUAAUUAUGGAUCAUCGACUACGUGCAGACAGCAGUUAA
Molecule: messenger RNA, 594 nt
Organism: Rotaria sp. Silwood1
Lineage: Eukaryota; Metazoa; Rotifera; Eurotatoria; Philodinida; Philodinidae
Source: the annotation of a GenBank genome assembly